Messenger RNA from Mesocricetus auratus (golden hamster), 1420 nucleotides. RefSeq names its product meteorin like, glial cell differentiation regulator (gene Metrnl). Bases 236 to 1174 code for a protein of 312 amino acids. Gene Ontology annotation, molecular function: hormone activity. The record is from RefSeq and is a predicted model, not a curated record. Gene Ontology annotation, biological process: energy homeostasis; positive regulation of brown fat cell differentiation. The transcript is spliced from 4 exons. Lineage: Eukaryota; Metazoa; Chordata; Mammalia; Rodentia; Cricetidae.
GACCCUGGUCCUGCAACUUGCCAGCUCAGAGGUUCUAGCAGCAGCCGGCUCGCUUCCCUGGUUGCAGCUUGGGAGGCUCGGGCGGCUCCUGUGGUGGGCGGCCAGGGGAGAGCCGGGAUGGGCUGCGGACGCGCGACGUGAUCAGCUCGUAAACGGAACCACGCUGCCGGCCGCAGUGGCUCAAGAGUCUACUAUUCCGGGGCGAGCGCGCUCGGGACGCAGACUCGGCCGGAGCAUGCGGGGUGCGGCGUGGGCGGCCCGGAGGCGCGCGGGGCAGCAGUGGCCUCGGUCCCCGGGCCCUGGGCCCGGCCCGCCCCCGCUGCUGCCGCCGCUGCUGCUGCUGCUGCUACUGCUGCUGGGAGGCGCGAGCGCGCAGUACUCCAGUGACCUGUGCAGCUGGAAGGGGAGUGGGCUGACCCGAGAGGCACACAGCAAGGAGGUGGAGCAGGUGUACCUGCGUUGCUCAUCAGGCUCUGUGGAGUGGAUGUACCCAACUGGGGCCCUCAUUGUUAACCUGCGACCCAACACCUUCUCACAUGCCAGGAACCUCACUGUGUGCAUCAAGCCUUUCAGGGGCUCCUCUGGGGCCAAUAUUUAUUUGGAAAAAACUGGAGAACUGAGACUGUUGGUACGGGACGUCAGUGGUGAACCUGGCCAGGUGCAGUGUUUCAGCCUAGAGCGGGGUGGCCUAUUUGUAGAGGCAACACCCCAACAGGACAUCAGCAGGAGGACCACAGGCUUCCAGUAUGAGCUGAUGAGUGGGCAGAGGGGACUGGACCUGCAUGUGCUGUCUGCCCCAUGUCGACCUUGCAGUGACACUGAAGUCCUCCUUGCCAUCUGCACCAGUGACUUUGUUGUCCGAGGUUUCAUCCAGGAUGUCACCCAUGUACCAGAGCAGCAAGCAUCAGUCAUCUACCUGCGGGUGAGCAGGCUCCACCGUCAGAAGAGCAGGGUCUUCCAUCCAGCUCCUGAGGGCAGCGGCCACUGGCUGGGCCAUGUCACAACACUGCUGGAGUGUGGUGUACGGCCAGGACAUGGGGAAUUCCUCUUCACUGGACAUGUGCACUUUGGGGAGGCACAGCUUGGAUGUGCCCCACGUUUUAGUGACUUUCAAAGGAUGUACAGGAAUGCAGAAGAGAGGGGCAUAAACCCUUGUGAGAUCAAUAUGGAGUGACCUGCAGGGUGACAUGGUACUGUUCUUCAAAUGAGCCACGAUUUGAGUCCUGAGUUGCUCUAUCAAAUCCUGAUAGAGGCUGCCGGGUGGAGGCACAGGUCCAGCCUGGUGCUUGAACUGGGAAGGUACAUGCUGCUCUGACCCAUUAGGUCUCAGCCAAGAAUGCCCUGACCCAUUGGAAAUUCUGUAAAAUGCAAACUAAGUUAUUAUAUUUUUUGUAAAAAAGAAAUGUCCAUAGGAAACAAA